CGUUUACGCGGUCGAAGGGGAGUUGGAGAAGAGGACAGUAACCCACAAGGAACGUUCUGUCUCAUAAGCGUGGUGCGUUGCACUUAAAUAUAGUCGGUGCAUAGAGAGGAAGAUAGAGAAAAGUUCAGGCAUACGUAUAUGCGUACGUACCGUUGCGGUGGAAGAAAGAUAGAAAAAAAGUGCGACGCGGCGUUCGUUCUUCUCGUCGUCCUAUUAUUCUCUUUUAGCACAACGGGCUCCCUGCUUGUUUGGAAGUAGUACACUCACGGAUUCGAACGGUCGACAUUAUAAUAGUACGUUUCUUUCGUGGGCUGUUUCCUACGUCGGAAACGUUUCUUGGAUCUUUCGUUUAAAAUUCAAUAAUAGGAAGUCCCCUUAAGAUAUUUUUGUUUCGUGUUACAUCAAGCGAAGUUUUGUACGAUGCAGGAUGUAAAAUGCAGAAUAAGUCCGUAACUGUCCGACGUCAUUGUUUGACCAGCUUUUAACACGUUCAACUAGGCUUGAGCCGCUGAUGGUUUAAAGUGCUGUGUCGGCGCAAGACACCGUGGUGCCUCAAAACAGAAUUGUAAAUUAACCCUUGGAUCGAGUCGAGAUGCGGAUAUUUCUGUUGUUGGUACCGGCGUCGAGUCCAUUCAUUGCACGAUUGAAAAUAAUAACGGCGUGGUCACUCUUCACCCCAUAAAUGGAACUACGGCAGUCGAUGGUGUAUCGAUAAAUUCACCAGUGAGACUCGCUCAAGGUUGCAUGCUGUCGAUCGGGAGAUCGAAUUACAUGCGCUUUAAUCACCCAGCCGAAGCGAAACAAUUACGAUCGGUACUGCCACAUUCGAGAAUCUCCAUGGCGCCUAUAAGUUUCUCCCUACCGGACAACCAGCUGCAGGAGAACUAUCAUUUGGAAAGAAAACCACCGGUGGCGCCACGAAAAUCACCAAGAAAUUCCUGCUCGGACGAAGAAAUAGGUUUCCUUGGAAAACUAACGAAAUUCGAAAUGUUAUCGAAACAAAAUAGAAACAAUUGUGUCUCUCCAAAAGUGUUUCCAGCGGGUGCUAUUACCACGAACGUGCCUGCCGAUCAAAUUCUCGGUCACUCUAGAUCCUCCAGUUUAAUCUCUCUAAAAAAUGGCAAUAAUAAUUCACCGUUACAAAACUUAACAAACUUGGAAAGAAGUCGUUCGAACACGCCAUCCUUUAAUUCAUCCUCACCCGCUCAUUUUCUCAAUACAUCUUCUCCAGGUAGCUGUUUCGCCUCUUCCUCUCCUAACUAUUAUAGCGAUGAGAAUCGUCAAAGAUUGGAUAUCAGAACACCCAGCAGAUCCAAUACGCCUAAUCAUCAGCAUCAAAAUAUUUCAUCGCCGAAUCAUAAUCAGAUUCAAAUGUAUUCAACCGCGGAAUCCUACCUAAAAACCUACAAACCAUACUAUCGAGAUAGCAAUAACGAGAACAACCAAAAUCCUCAUAUCCUUCAAACGAUAUCGAAGAACAAUGUGAAUCAGGGAGGUCUUAUGUCACGAAGCUUCACCUGCCAAAGGUCGAACGAUCUCGACGACUUGACGACAAAGGAUUUCGACAUGAGUCAAAGUUUAAUUGUUACCAAGACCACGACAACCGAGUAUCUUCAGUUGGAAAAAUUUGGUUCGAAUCCUAAUAUUUGCAACAGUCCCAGUAACGGGAAUUUUUGUGGUGGAAGUCUAAGGAGCGUGGCUGGAGCGCAGGGUUUUGGUUCGAAUCCGAACAUCAAGAGGAUACAGCCACCGAGUCCUGCGUUUAAUCGUAAUCCCAAGUACAACGAGUCGAAGAGAUGCUUUGGACGGGUGAAGAGCCCGACUCCUAGCACCGGAAGUGGUUGCUCGCUGGAGGAGCUACGAGAGAGACAAAUUGACGCAGAGAAUAAACGGAGAGAGGCGGAGAAUAAAAGGAAACAGGCGCAAGAGGAGAGGCUACGAGAGCAGGAGGUCGAGAGGCAAGAGAAAAUGAGACUCGAGGAAAUCCUUGCCAUGUGCGCGGAGUACGAGAGGCAGAGCACCGUUGAAAAGCCAAGACAACCUAAUAGAAUCAAAACGAAUGGCUCUCUACCACGAGACAAGCGACUCGGUUAUAAUUCACCUUUCGACAGCCCGAAGAGUCCAUCUAAAAAUCAACCACACUUCUCCUUCGACACUACGAAACAAUCGAAUUCGGCUUCAUAUGAGAACGUAUGUGUGCAAAAUUCAAAAAUCAUAUUCCAAAAUGGUAACUCGCCGAAAAAUCGUCGAAACCAGGCGACAAGUCAUACAGACAAUCAAACAGACAACAUACAGAAUCAUCCACAAGCGAUCACGCCGAACAACAAUAACAACAGCCAAUCCAUGAUGUGGCCAAACAUUCAUGGCAACGGGGAUCAUAGUUUUUGCGGUUCGAUCUCACAAGUUCGUAACUCGGGUUACGAGAAUACGGCAAUCGAUGGGUCGAUGUUCAAUAAUAACGGUGGAAAUUACACGCAGAUCGUCGACCUAACGAAAGACACUUACGGAACCAUCCAACUGAAUGGGGCGAGGAUUAACGGACAACCAAAUAAGCAUUCACGAAACUAUGACAAUUCGAUAAACGGGAACAUGAGCCUGUACGAGAACGUGCUGAUUAAUUCUGUACAGAACAACAAUCAAAACAAUCAUUCCAUGCCAAAGAAGAAUGCCCAGUUAUCGAAAUCGUGCGAGAUGAUCGAGAACAAGCUGGCAAUAUCUAACGACGACCUUCUAGAGGCUAUCGAGCAGCUUUCUAUGCUUUCCAAAUCCAAAGAAAUUUGCACGAUUCCCAAAAAAAACAAUUCGGAGAAGGACAACGCGAAAUCGAACGAGGCUAAGGCUGAUAAAGAACGGAAGGAACUCGAAGAGGAGGACAGAAAGAAGUACAUAGAGUUCCUUCAGAACGAGAAGUUACAUAUCCUUGGUAAUAUGGACGUAUUAAAAAGGAGCGUCGCAGAUAUUGAGAUCCAGGAAGAGGAAAUUAGUAGGGAGCUCGAAUUAGAAAAAGCACUGCUGUCUGCAGAAUACGAGUCCGAAUCGUUGAAACUCAGUCAAGACGAGGGUGAGAAGAUAAAAGUACAGAUGCGGAUAAACGAACUGGAAAGACAGAUGGCCGAGGAUAACACGAGUCAAGCAAAUUUGCAAGCAGAAGCAAAACAGAGAGUGCAAAGGGCUCAGCAGACUUGUAACAGUUUGGAAGAGGAAUUGGCGAAUUGCAUGGAUGAAACCACGCAACAGAAUAUCAGCAAGAGACUCAUGGCUCAGCAAGACGUCUUGGAGUCAGAAAGGAAGGCCUUUGAGGAUUUGGAGUUUCAUCAUUUGGAAGAGGAAGCGAGCAAACUGGCAACCAGGGAAGAGUUACAGAGAUAUUUGAGCGAAUUGACAACCAAGAUAGAGACCAGAAAGGUUCGAUUGAGCCACUUGGAAGCACAGAGAUCUGAAGCAAAAAGUACAGCAACUAAAGAUGCAAGAAGCCUUGAAAGGCAGAAGCUAACGCAUUUGAAACGGUUGGAAGAAGGUCGAAACCGAGUUAGAGCGAUUAACGAUGAACUGAUAAAAUUGGCGCAAAAUGCUUGCGAAAACAGAGACGAGAAACGAUCUCCGAGCAGGGAAGACUUCGACAGGAUCUCCAGGGUCACUACUGACUCUCCCAUUGUAAACAAUCAGGGCAGCUUGGGAAGGAAGACUAUCGAAUCCCUCAAAGAAAUUGAGAGAAAUCGACAGCUUCAUUUAGCCAAACAAGGCAGCCAAGUAAUUUCGGAAGAAAGACGAAGAGUGGAGGAAUUGAAACGAAGAGUUCAAGACGAGGUUCGGUCGCAGUGGGAAGAAAGGAAAAUGAACUGUACCUCUUUCAACAGUGUUGAGUCAGGAGAAGAAUCCUCUAGUUAUUCAACGGGACCAGCAGAAAGUGGUAGCGGAAGCAGCGACAGUGCAGAGGGUGGAACCAACGAGAAAUUGUCUGGUAGCAAACUUUCGGAGCUCACGUCAUCCAGUCCAGGACCUUCGAAUAAUUCCUACAGUCUGCUCCAAAAUGAUAACAUGAGAGACGAUCAAAGGACAUCAAUGGAAGGCGAGAGACUUAGCAAUAACAGCGGUGGAAUAAUCGACGGAAACGGAAGUCGUCCUCUUUCACAAACUUCCAGCGAAAUGGAUACCCUUGGACCACUGCAACCCGUCAAACAUCGUGAAAAGGCAAAACUGCAGAGGCCGCUUACGAGAUACCUCCCCAUCAAGUCGGAGUCUCUGGACCUGAGGCAUCACAUCGAGACCGCCGGGCACCAGUUACCCCUAAUACACGAUGUCACGGUUGAUACGACCAGUUGCAGUGGUUACCUGUCAAAAAUGAGCAAAAAGUUCCAUCACUGGAACAAACGGUGGUUCGUCUUCGACCGGAAGAGGAAGACGUUGUCGUAUUACAGCGACAGUUCGUCCAGGAAGGCGCGCGGAAUGAUCUACUUCCAGUCGAUCGAAGAAGUCUAUGUGGACCACAUGAAUACUGUACGAUCGCCACAGCCGUCACUGACUUUCAUCGUCAAAACAUCAUCUAGACUGUAUCAUUUAAUGGCACCGAGUCCAGAGGCUAUGAGAGUUUGGGUGGACGUUGUAUUCACUGGCGCCGAGGGAUAUCAUGAAUUCGAUCACGGUAUCUGAUAAAUCGACCGUUCUCACGUUUCUGGUCGAGAUUCGUUUUAUUCUCGAGGAUCCUGCGAUAACACGAUUCCUCGGCUAUAGCCUGUAGGUUUAGCCGAGUUGUUAGUUAAACGAGCUUCGUGAUCGUUCGAAGAUACGUUUUGUCACGAGCGAAAUUACAACCGCCUAUACUUUGAAGCUGGAUUUGACUUGCAUAUCUAAGACACAAAGGUCUCUUAAGUUUUACAGUGAAAACUGAUAGUUACAUUGAUGCUAGAUCACUCGUUUAGGCAGCUACAUACAAAAGUAAAUCCGAAGUAAUAGCAUUAAUCGCGAAAAUUAUUAGGGACAAAAACGAAUACAAUGUAGACAAUGAUCAUAGUGUUUUAGCCAAAUACACCUAAUGAAUCGAAUGACGAUUAAGGUUGAUGAAUCGAUGAACGAUUUAUUUAUAUAAUUUAUAUGAUUUAAUGGCGAAAUUCUGGAUCGAUGAUGGAAGUGAUUAUAUUUGUGUCAACGUGUUAAAAGACGAGGGCAUUGAUGGUACGUUAUAUUGAAAUAUUACUUAUUGAACUGUAAGUUGAUUAUAACUUGAUUCUAUUUAAACGAUAUGGAUAAAUUUUAUAGGAUUUAUUGUUAAAUUUUGUAGACAUUAUUAAUCUAGUCUUCCAGCAUAGCUAUUUUCAAGAAUAAUGAGUUAAUAUCCUAACAUUUGAUAAAGAAAGUCUUAGAUGAUACUUCAAUGUGUAUUCUGGUGUGAACCAGGAAUAGUCCCUAAGAAAUUGUAAAUAUGUCCUAUUUUACAUUUUACAGUUAUAUGUACUUUGACAAUUUGAGUAAGGAUCUUGAUAUUGUUUGAUACCGAAGAUUGUAUGGAAUAAAAUCUUCCAUAUCUCUUUGUAUACCCAAAGGAAUUUUUAGAAUACAUACAUACAUGACUCUGAAAUUUAUAUAUUGAACUUUCAGUUCUAGAAAUGAUUGUAGGCCUUUCAUAUGUCUCUUAUUAAAUAAGAAAGUUUUUCUUACAUACUAAUUUUCACUAGCACGAUAAUAAACGCUAUUGUAAGUAUUCAUACUAAUUUGUAAUACGCAAAUUAUGAAUAUUCCCUGACAUAUAUAAUGUUCAUCUUUGUGGAAAGUAAUUUUUAAUGAACGAAUAAGUCUGAAUAUAGUAUAUGAUAUGAAUCAAAAUAUCUCAAAUAUUAUUUAAAAGUUGAAAGAGCUUAUAAAUAUAACAAAAUUUAAUUGAGUUCUAUGUAUCUACGAUUUAAAUAUGUGUUCACAAUAUUUUAAUUGCUGAUCAACUGCCUUACAUAUCAAAUCGAGGAAUACCUGUAGGUAGUAUACAGAUUGUUGAAUAUCCCAUACAAUUUUAUAACAUAAUUACAUAUAUUCAAAUGAUUAUUUGAACACAAGGAAUGAUUGAUUGAAACACAUUGAUCGAAAUAUUUUAUGUUUAUGAUCUUUCUACUUUGUACGUCAUUGGCUGUUAGAAUUAUUAUAUAUACAAUUUACUGAUCAUUACAUGUAUCAUGUAACUGAAUUUUUGUUAAAAAUUAUCCCAUUAGGUUAAAAUAAAUUAUAAAUUAUAUUAUGUACUGUGCA
This is a messenger RNA of Bombus terrestris (buff-tailed bumblebee), 6234 nucleotides long. RefSeq names its product pleckstrin homology-like domain family B member 1. The record is from RefSeq and is a predicted model, not a curated record. NCBI's taxonomy places the organism in Eukaryota, Metazoa, Arthropoda, Insecta, Hymenoptera, Apidae. Gene Ontology annotation, molecular function: protein binding. Bases 745 to 4650 code for a protein of 1301 amino acids. The transcript has 14 exons.